AUCCAUGGCAUCUCUUCAACUAUUUAUUUAUUAUUAUUCUAGUGUUCUAGUGGUGCAUGCGUUGCGUCUGAGGAGAGGAAAUUAACCUAAAACCAGGGUUAUAUAUAUUGGACUGGCUAGCUAGUAGCUGGUUAACUAUUUGAUGAGAAAAAUGGUGAGGGCUCCUUGUUGUGAGAAGAUGGGGCUAAAGAAGGGACCAUGGACGCCUGAAGAAGACGAGACAUUGAUUUCUUACAUCCGACAACAUGGCCAUUCUAAUUGGAGAGCGCUUCCAAAACAAGCUGGUCUGUCGAGGUGUGGAAAGAGUUGCAGACUUCGGUGGUUUAACUACUUGCGGCCAGACAUUAAAAGGGGAAACUUUAGCAAGGAAGAAGAAGAAACCAUCCUCGAGCUGCAUAAACUUCUAGGAAAUAGAUGGUCUGCCAUCGCAUCAAGAUUGCCAGGCCGGACAGACAAUGAAAUAAAGAAUUUCUGGCACUCUCACUUGAAGAAGAGAGUUGAACAAGAACGUCAAGUACCUGCAGCAGCCCCCCUCCAAAGAAUUCAAUGUCCUAUCCAAUAUGCACCAACAACCUUUUUUAGACUUGACGAUGAUCUUCAUAACAAGUUGUUGUCAAAAACGACAUGUAGUAGUCCAAAUAUUAUUAAUGCAGAUCCGGGACUUGAGCCUCCUUUCUCUUCUUCUUCUAACUCUACCGCAGUGCAAAUCAUGAAAAGGGAAGGUUCCAAGACCCAUGAAGACAUGGAUUUUUGGUACAGCCUCUUUAUGAAAGCUGGAGAGCCAUCAACAGUACCACUGCCAGUCUGCCACUGCAUGUGGGAGUUUAGUGGAAUCUAGUUUUCUUCUUCAAUUCUUUGUUUUUACCCCACAAAAGAAAGCAGAGGAGAGUUGGAAUUCUUGGUUUCAGUUUUUGAA
Messenger RNA from Prunus avium (sweet cherry), 916 nucleotides. The record is from RefSeq and is a predicted model, not a curated record. NCBI's taxonomy places the organism in Eukaryota, Viridiplantae, Streptophyta, Magnoliopsida, Rosales, Rosaceae.